Molecule: messenger RNA, 1462 nt
Organism: Macaca mulatta (Rhesus monkey)
Lineage: Eukaryota; Metazoa; Chordata; Mammalia; Primates; Cercopithecidae
Source: RefSeq, a predicted model, not a curated record
GGAGCUCCGAAGCGAUUCAUCAGCCGGACUCCACUUCGACCGCGCCUCCUGUCCCCUGCGCUCCAGGUCUACUAUGGCAGCGACCGCCAGCACUGCGUUCCUUCUGUGCCUCUCCUUUCUGCACCUGCUGUCCGGCUGGUCCGGGGCAGGGCGGGCCGUCAAACACUGUCUUUCCUAUGACUUCAUCAUCACUCCUAAGUUCAGACCUGAACCACGAUGGUGUGAAGUUCAAGGCCUGGUGGAUGAAAGGCCUUUUCUUCACUAUGACUGUGUUAACCACAAGGCCAAAGCCUUUGCUUCUCUGGGGAAGAAAGUCAAUGUCACAAAAACCUGGGAAGAACAGACUGAAACCUUAAGAGACGUGGUGGAUUUCCUCAAAGGGCAACUGCCUGACAUUCAAGUGGAGAAUUUAAUGCCCAUUGAGCCCCUCAUUCUGCAGGCCCAGAUGUCUUGUGAGCACGAAGCCCAUGGACACGGCAGAGGAUCUUGGCAGUUCCUCUUCAAUGGACAGACGUUCCUCCUCUUUGACUCAAACAACAGAAAGUGGACAGCACUUCAUCCUGGAGCCAAGAAGAUGAAAGAGAAGUGGGAGAAGAACACGGAGGUGACCAUGUUCUUCCAGAAGAUUUCAAUGGGGGAUUGUAAGACAUGGCUUGAAGAAUUUUUGAUGUACUGGGAACAAAUGCUGGAUCCAACAAAACCACCUUCUCUGGCCCAAGGCACAACCCACCCCAAAGCCAUGGCCACCACUCUCAUUCCCUGGAGCCUCCUUAUCAUCCUCCUCUGCUUCAUUCUAGCUGGCAGCUGAGGAGACUUGUUUAGAGUGACAGGUGGAAGAUGAUAUCAAGAAGCCUCUGUUAGCCUGUUCUGGUUCCUGCUCUCCCUUCAGGGAGGUCGCCUGUCUACUCACCACUGUGCCUUUCUGGAAAGCAGGAGUGCAAGCCUUAGCAAGCCCACAGGCCCCCAGGAGAUGAUGAGGACGUUGUAGACUCAGCGUCUCAUGCCACUCAUUACCUUUGCUGAUGAUCCUAGCAGCCAUUUUUCUUAACGUCUUCUGCCACUUUCUCUCAGUGCUAACGGAUGGAAUUUCUGCACAAGUUUUAACUGAACAAGAAAUCCCAGCAAAACGCAUUUUCUUUCUACUUCUUUGAUUGUGGAAAAGCAGACACUUCUCUGAAGUAUGACCUUAUUCUUCCAAACAGGAUCGCUAGUAAAAUAGCAUGCUGGACUUCAGAGCUCAGGGAUCCUUUCCAUUUUAAAUUCUUGGAGAAAUCUCCAAACUGCUUUCCAUAGCAGCUGAACACAUUUGCUUUCCCACCAACAAUGUCUGUUUCCUUUUCUCUGCAGCCUCACCACCAUCUCUGACUUUGUGACUGGUUAGAGAUGGUAACUCAUUGCGGUUUUGAUUUGCACUUAUCUGAUGAUUAGUGAUAUUAAGCAUUUUUUCGUGUUUGUUGGCCAA